AUGAGUGGCAGCUCCUGCCUGCAGCACAGUGAGCGAGUGAUGCUGAAGACUGAGUCCUUACCAGCACCGGGGUACAGCAGCUGGCGAGAACUUGCCAAGGCCCUCGCCAGCAGGAACAUCCCUGCCGUCGAUCCGAAUCUCCAAUUCUACCGUCCCCAGCAGCCGAGCCUCAAGGAUCAAGAAAUUGCCCGAAGUAGGAGUAAGAACAGCAGCUACUUGAAGUGGAACAAGCCCGUCCCCUGGCUCUCAGAGUUCCAGGGCCACGCCAACCUGCACGUGUUUGAAGACUGGUGUGGCAGCUCCAUCCAACAGCUCAGGAGCAACCUGCACUUCCCGCUCUACCCCCAUAUCCGCACAACCCUGAGGAAGCUGGCUGUGUCCCCCAAGUGGACCAACUAUGGCCUCCGCAUAUUUGGCUACCUACACCCUUUUACCGAUGGGAAAAUCCAGUUUGCCAUCGCUGCUGACGACAAUGCUGAAUUCUGGCUGAGUCGUGAUGACCAGGUCUCGGGCCUUCAGCUGCUGGCCAGUGUGGGCAAGACAGGAAAGGAAUGGACAGCCCCUGGAGAGUUUGGGAAAUUUCAGAGUCAAAUUUCCAAGCCAGUGAGUUUAUCAGCCUCUCUCAGGUACUACUUUGAGGUGCUUCACAAGCAGAACGAUGAGGGCACUGACCACGUGGAGGUCGCAUGGAGACGGAAUGACCCUGGAGCCACGUUCACCAUCAUUGACUCCCCCUACUUAUCUCUCUUUACCAAUGAGACCAUCUUAAGGAUGGAUGAGGUAGGCCACAUCCCGCAGACAGCAGCCAGCCACGUGGGCUCCCCCAACUCUCCUCCUCAGGAUGAGCAGCCCCCCGCUGACAUGCUGCGACCUGACCCUCGGGACACCCUCUAUCGAGUGCCUCUGAUCCCCAAGUCCCAUCUGCGUCAUGUCCUGCCUGAUUGUCCCUACAAACCCAGCUACCUGGUGGAUGGGCUCCCGCUUCAGCGCUACCAGGGCCUCCGCUUUGUUCACCUGUCCUUUGUUUAUCCCAAUGACUACACCCGCCUGAGCCACAUGGAGACCCAUAAUAAAUGCUUCUACCAAGAAAGUGCCUAUGAUCAGGACAGGUCCGGCUUCCAGGAGUACAUCAAAAUGGACACGCCAGGCAAGCAGGGCCCGGAGCAGCCAGCAGGUUUGGAGGACGGCCUUCUAGAAGAAUCCCAAUACGAAGAAGCACCAGAGGAAAUCCCCACCUCUCGAGACCGAAAUGCUGGGACACACGGGAGAAAACAAAAGACGACUUCCGCCCCAGGGCUGGGUGUCACUGACUACCACCUGCGGAAGCUCCUGGCUCGCACACAGAAUGGUCCAUUGGCACCGCUUUCCAAACAGAACUCUACAGCCACCUUUCCAAGCAGGACAAAGGACAACCCAGUCCGGCAGCCAGAGAAAAGGACAGGGAAAACUAGCCCUAUGCCCAGCCGAGAUUUGUCUCAUUCUGACAAGGUGGCCCGGAGGAACCUGCCUGUCAUCCAGAGAGCCAGACCCACUGGUGACAGCCCUGGGAAGACUCUUGAGCAGUCCCAGUGGCUGAAUCAAGUGGAAUCCUUCAUAGCUGAGCAGAGACGGGGAGACAGGAUGGAGCCUCCGGCCCCCAGCAGGGGCUGGCAUGCGCAGGAGGACGUGGUCAUAGCAGGGGACCAGGAAGGAGAAGUGGAGGAGGAGGAGGAAGGGGAAGACGAGGAAGAAGAUAUGAAUGAGGUGUUCGAAUAUGUGCCUGUGUUUGACCCAGUAGUGAACUGGGGCCAGACCUUCAGCGCUCAGAACCUCGACUUCCAAGCCCUGAGGACCGACUGGAUCGACCUGAACUGUAACACAUCGGGCAACCUGCUGCUUCCGGAGCAGGAGGCCCUGGAGGUCACACGGGUCUUCCUGAGAAAGCUCAGCCAGAGGACCCGGGGGAGAUACCAGCUGCAGCGCAUUGUGAAUGUGGAGAAGCGCCAGGACCGGCUGCGUGGAGGGCGCUACCUCCUGGAGCUUGAACUGCUGGAAGGCCAACGCCUGGUGCGGCUCUCAGAGUAUGUGUUCACUCGAGGCUGGCGGGGAGGUGACCCUGCUGGCCGGGAGGACACAGAAGCUCGGAACCUGCAGGGCCUGGUCUGGAGCCCACGCAGCCAUCAUAGACAAGUCUCGAAUGCUCAGGAUCCAGAGCCCAAGCUAUGUUGGCCCCAAGGUUUCUCCUGGAACCAUCGAGCUGUGGUCCACUUUAUUGUGCCUGUGAAGAACCAGGCUCGCUGGGUGCAGCAGUUCAUCAGAGACAUGGAGAGCCUGUCCCAAGUCACUGGAGACUCACGUUUCAGCGUCAUUGUCACAGACUAUAGCAGUGAGGACAUGAAUGUGGAGAUGGCUCUGAAGAGGUCCAGACUGCGGAGCUACCAGUACCUGAAGCUGAGUGGAAACUUUGAGCGCUCUGCUGGACUACAGGCUGGCAUAGACCUGGUGAAGGAUCCGCACAGCAUCAUCUUUCUCUGUGACCUGCACAUCCACUUCCCAGCAGGAAUCAUUGAUACUAUCCGGAAGCACUGUGUGGAGGGCAAGAUGGCCUUUGCCCCCAUGGUGAUGCGGCUGCACUGUGGGGCCACCCCACAGUGGCCUGAGGGCUACUGGGAAGUAAACGGAUUUGGCCUCCUCGGCAUCUACAAGUCAGACCUGGACAAGAUCGGGGGCAUGAACACCAAGGAGUUCAGAGACCGCUGGGGAGGGGAAGACUGGGAGCUGCUGGACAGGAUUCUCCAAGCGGGCCUGGAAGUGGAGCGGCUCUCCCUCAGGAACUUUUUCCAUCACUUCCAUUCCAAGCGAGGCAUGUGGAACCGUCGUCAAAUGAAGAUGCCGUGACCUGGGGGCCAGCCGCUUAUAGCUCCUUGACUUGCCGUUGACCCCAGUGCCCUGUUCGCUGCUGAGGAGGGACUCUGAGGAACUGAAGCCUCAGCCCUAAUUGCUCUCUCCAGCGGGAGCUGUCUCUUCGUGCAGG
Rattus rattus (black rat) is the source of this 3013-nucleotide messenger RNA. It is a transcript of the gene B4galnt3, whose product is annotated as beta-1,4-N-acetyl-galactosaminyltransferase 3. Gene Ontology annotation, cellular component: Golgi cisterna membrane. Bases 1 to 2877 code for a protein of 958 amino acids. The transcript is spliced from 20 exons. The record is from RefSeq and is a predicted model, not a curated record. Gene Ontology annotation, molecular function: acetylgalactosaminyltransferase activity. Lineage: Eukaryota; Metazoa; Chordata; Mammalia; Rodentia; Muridae.